GCGUCGGUUGUCAGCCAUUGUGGCCACAACAGAAGGCGGACUUGGUUGCCAACAUCGUUAGCUUGGCCAGUAGCCGUGCCGUGCAGUUGGUCAGUUCCAAUCGUAACGGCACUUUGAGCAGACGCGCGCGUUCCCUCAAAGUCAACUAAAAGUCAUAGCUUACCCAUUGCAUAGGUCUACUAAUUUUGGAAUAUCCAGAGACGAGAAACUAUUUUUAAACGACUUUAUUGGACUUUGACUCCUUAAUGAGAAUCAAAAUGCGCGCCUGUGGACCCAGCUUAAUCAAAUAUAUUCUAUUUGCCUUCAAUGUUCUAUUUGCGCUUUCUGGCUUGGGCAUUUUGGUGGCCGGCGCCAUCGUUCUGGCCGAUGUCCGCGAGUUCAAUCACUUUGUGGAGGGACGCGUGAUGGCGCCGCCCAUUGUGCUGAUCGUCACGGGGCUGGUCAUAUUUCUGAUUGCCUCGCUGGGCUGCUUUGGUGCCAUCAAGGAGUCGCCCACGCUGCUUCUAACGUAUGCCGUGCUGCUGGCCAUCAUCUUCAUCGUUGAGCUGGCCGUGGGCAUUGCGGCGAGCGUUUUCAAGAAGGAUCUGGAGGGCAUGCUGAAGAACUCGCUGCAGGAGUCCAUCAAGCGCUCCAACAGCGAGGACACCAUCGCCUGGGACAAUGUGCAGCGCAAGCUGAUGUGCUGCGGCGUGGACACCCCGGCCGACUGGCGUGCCCUCAGCCUGAACAAGACGCUGCCGGCCAGCUGCUGUCAGCCGCAGUUCAUUGACGCCGCCGUCGGGCACUGCACCGAGUCUCCGGCCCUGGGCAAGGACAAGUACUACCAGGAGGGCUGCGUCGGCAAGCUGAAGGAGCGCAUCGAUAAGAACGCCGUUAUCCUGAUUGGAGUUGGCAUCGGCAUCGCCUUCAUACAAAUUCUGGGCAUUGUGCUCGCCUGCUAUCUGGCCUCGGUCAUACGGCACACGCGCCAAUCGAACUAAGGAUCAGCCAGGAUCUAGUUAAACUCUAUGUUAUUUUAUUAUAUAUUAUGGAUCUCAUGUC
Drosophila arizonae is the source of this 1041-nucleotide messenger RNA. It is a transcript of the gene Tsp47F, whose product is annotated as Tetraspanin 47F. The record is from RefSeq and is a predicted model, not a curated record. Gene Ontology annotation, cellular component: plasma membrane. Lineage: Eukaryota; Metazoa; Arthropoda; Insecta; Diptera; Drosophilidae.